This is a messenger RNA of Trichoderma asperellum CBS 433.97, 1086 nucleotides long. RefSeq lists its product as uncharacterized. Gene Ontology annotation, cellular component: mitochondrion. Gene Ontology annotation, molecular function: hydrolase activity, acting on acid anhydrides, in phosphorus-containing anhydrides. NCBI's taxonomy places the organism in Eukaryota, Fungi, Ascomycota, Sordariomycetes, Hypocreales, Hypocreaceae. The record is from RefSeq and is a predicted model, not a curated record.
AUGGCGUCAAAACCACAAACCUGGACGCGCCUCUACUCACAACCUGCGGCUCCGCAGCCAGAGAAAGACUCGGCAAAGAAGCCAAUCCCUGAGCCGCGGCCUAGUUCUUCAAUUGUGCUCCUGUCUCCCACCAACGAAGUCUUGCUGCUGCAUCGAGUCAAGACCUCGACCUCGUUUGCGUCUGCGCAUGUCUUUCCAGGCGGCAACCUGGAUGCGUUCCAUGACGGCGACAUCCCGGCUCCCGGGACGCAGGACCGCCAUCGCGACGGUCCGGCAUACAGGCUGGGCGCUAUCCGAGAGUGCUUUGAGGAGACGGGUAUUUUGCUCGCCAAGAAGGAUGGCCGCUUGGUUGAUCUGCCUCAGCAGGAGAGGGACGAGGCGAGGAAGAAGAUCCACGGGAGCCAGAUUAGGUUUGCGGACUGGCUGCGGUCGAUUGGCGCAGAAGCUGACUUAGAUGCGCUUGUCCCCUUCACGAGGUGGCUGACGCCCGUUGGCGUUGGGAAGCGCUUCACCACUCAGAUGUACCUGUAUAUGCUCCCUAUUUCACGGUCUGGAGUACCGUCUGAGAUGCUGGUCCCAACUCCGGACGGCGGCGUCGAGCACACGGAAGCCAUAUUCGCCCCUCCGCAGACGUUCCUUUCGCGCGUGGCUUCUAAUGAAAUGAUUCUGUUCCCGCCUCAGUGCUACAUCCUCACCCUGCUCGCAAAGUUCCUCAAGGGCCCGACGGCAUCAGUCGAAGAAGGGCCCAUCUAUUAUACAAGGCAGCGCAAACAGCUCCUCAAAUUCUUAAAGACCACCCCGACGGUAGAUACGGAAAAGGCCAAAGACCACGUCACGUCGGGCAUACCGUGGGCCGAUAAGGUGAUUAGCCCAUAUCACCUGUUCGUUAGGAAGAGCGAUAAGAGAGUCGUUCUGGGCUUGGAGAAGCCAGGCCUCGAGCUCAAGGACUCGGAUAGGGGCGGUGAUUGGGAAAGAGUCGUCCUGGUGAGCUUUGGCAAGGCUGGGCCUUCUCAGGUAGAGGUGCGGCUGAGGGAAGAUGUGCUCGCGGAGGAGAAAGAGUCUGCCUCGGGAGGGUCAAAGCUAUGA